Molecule: messenger RNA, 569 nt
Organism: Meloidogyne enterolobii
Lineage: Eukaryota; Metazoa; Nematoda; Chromadorea; Rhabditida; Meloidogynidae
Source: the annotation of a GenBank genome assembly
UAUUUGAAUAAAUGAGUUUUUGAUAUUUAACACGGGAUUGAUCAUCCAUCCACUAUCUUGUCUUAAUAGAUUAUUUACUUUUGAAGGACUUUUAUCGAUGUUGGUACUCAUAGAGUGGUUGCGGGUAUUGUAAGGUUGAAGACGUAUUCUUCAACUGAUAAUUUAUUAUAAUUCUAUGAGGGCUUUAAAUUUAAAAAUUUCAUAAAAAAUAUGAAAAAAAUAAUUUUACAGGAUAUAAUUGUUUAUAAUAAAGAAGACGGUGAAUCUGUUGAGUUAGAUCCAAUGCCAAACGAUUUACAAAUUAUUCAAUUGAAUAUAGACAGAAAACAUCUGCGUAGGGGAAAAGUUCCUGAAAAAGCUUAUCUCGAUUUUAAAGUUUCAGAAAAAUAUUUUGCUGGGAUUUUUGAAGGUAAGUGCUUUUUUAUGGCCUUUAAAGAGUUGUAGUUAGGUAGUCUUUUUUAUCAAAUUUCUGACAAUGUCGUUGGUGAGCCUCAAAUCCUUGUUUGUUACUUUCAAGUGUAGGUUAACGAAUGUCCGAGUACAUAGUAUGUCCGAGAAUUAUCAAAGAU